This is a messenger RNA of Naegleria fowleri, 1911 nucleotides long. RefSeq lists its product as uncharacterized. Gene Ontology annotation, molecular function: ATP hydrolysis activity; DNA replication origin binding. NCBI's taxonomy places the organism in Eukaryota, Heterolobosea, Eutetramitea, Acrasida, Naegleriidae. The transcript has 2 exons. Gene Ontology annotation, cellular component: nucleus. The record is from RefSeq and is a predicted model, not a curated record. The coding region runs from base 1 to 1911 and encodes 636 amino acids. Gene Ontology annotation, biological process: mitotic DNA replication checkpoint signaling.
AUGAAAAGAGUUCGUCGACCAACUGCCAAAUCUCAUCCCGUAAACACUUUCAAUGAACACCAAACACUCAAUUCCGAUCGUGAUGCCGAAGAACCUCAUCACGAUGACAUUCACAAGACAAAUGAUGAUCACGAAUAUGAAGGUGACAGCGAUGAAGAGCGUGUAGACACAUACUCUCAGUCGGAUGAUGAAAGACUUGAUAGUGAAUUCACCACCAGUGAUCAUCAUUCGAAUAGUACUACUACUACCAAUACCAAUACUAUUUCAACGAAUACUACCAGCAAUGCGCAUCAUUUAAAACAAAUCUAUCAACAAGCACUUGUACAUUUCAAAGAAGAAUGUUUGGAUACAAUACCUCAAACAAGAACUAAGCCUUAUCAGUCACUUAUCGAAAAGAUUGACUCAUGUAUUCAUCGAUCCAAAGGAAUGGUCAUUUAUGUUUUUGGAAAAUCUGGAACUGGAAAGAGUUUCACGAUCAAAAAGUUAAUUCAUGACAUUCAACAAGACUCUCAGAAAAUGAAACAUUUAUAUUCAACCAUUCCCAUCAUUGAUUGUAUCGCAGAAGAAGUGAAUUCUCUUCAAAGAUUAUGUAAUCAAUUACAUGAACAUUUUAACAAGAGAGAUUCAUUAUCGACAAGAAACAAAAAAUCUGUAAAAGCCUCCAAUUUAUUCUCCAACUCCACUAACAACAACAACUCCAAGAAGAAGAAGAACAAACUUCGUCUCAUCAUUCUCGAUUCAGCAGAUCAACUUUUAAAAAAUCAAAAGGUGAAGGAACACAUUCAAAAGUGGUCUCAACAAUCCUCUUGUAUUUUCAUUCUUGUCACUUGUACACAAAUUUUGAGUCAUGAUGAUGAUUUAAUUCUUUUCACACCAAUACCCUCUGAAGAAUUACAAGUGAUCUUACAAUCAAAAUUGAAAUUUCUCUUACAAAGAACCACACCUCCCACCAUCGAUUCAAAUUUAAUUUCAAUCAUUUCUAAACAUUUUGAUGAAUUUGACUUACGACAUGUCUUGAAACUCAUUCAAAUCGUUCUCACCACAUGUAUGGAACAAUUGAGACCAUGUGUGGAUAUGGCAGUGUUUUUUCAGACUGCUGCCCAACAAGUAUCCAAAUCGAAUCCAGUCACUCUGAUUAGUCAAUUGACACUUCCUCAACAGAGAUUAUUGGAGAUUUUAACACGAAAAGAAGGAAUUGUUCGAAAUGAACAAGAAUAUAGAAGAACUAUACAACAAGAAUAUCAGAGAAAAAGAAGAAGGCAACAACAAGUCUUGUGUUCAUCCUCUUCCUCCUCCUCUUCCAAUCCAAUCAUCAUUUCGAACACUACUUCUACUACUAACAUUACUGGUGCUGCUACUACUACUAUUACUACGAACACUUUUACUACUACUACUUUUACUACGAACACUUUUACUACUAACACUUUUACUACUACUACAUGUUUACCACCACCACCAUCACCACCACUCUCAUCCUCUUCUUCUGAGAGUGAAGAAGUGGUCAUGAAUUAUCCUCAAGAUUUAUUAGUCUUUCAUGAAACAGUGUCAUUGGAUCAUGUGGUUCGAAUCUAUCAAGACUAUAUGAAAGAUUUUACCAAUGAAAGGAUUACCUUUCAAGAAGUGAAAGAAAUGUGUCGAGUGUUGGAUGAUUUGAAAUUGGUGAAAUGUGGUGUGAUGAACAACAUGGAACAACAACAUGUUGAGGAGGAUCCAAGGUUAUGGUCUCAAUGUUUAGUGAGUGCUGUACACCAUCACCAUCACCAUCACCGACAAGAACACUCUUCAAGUUCACAACAACAACCACCACAGAAGGAUCAUCUUGUCAUUGAAACAGUCACUGUCUUAGUUUCUUAUGAAACUGUUCAGGAAGGAAUUGCAAAUAGAAGGGAAAGAAUGGCACGAGAGGUCUAG